AUUGAUUACGAAAGAACAAAGAUGGCUGCGCCCUUGGAGUGACGGAGUCUUCUUGAUGCUCCAUAGUUCUAGAUUUUAUAUGCAGGUAAAUUACAUAAAAAGAAUGGCAGCUGUUGAUGAAAAUACAGAAGAAAAGAAAUCGAUCUUUUUCUGGAGAAACUGGGGAAGAAAAUGUGACAGAGUGAGAAAAGAGCUGUAUGAGUGUGUGAUAGUCACUGAUUGUUGUCAAAAGGAAAGGAAGACACCUAAAGAGUGCUUAAAGGAACGACAUCCAGACGUGGAACAUUGUCAGACAUUAGUCUACUCUCUAUAUAGAUGUAAACAUGGAACU
Molecule: messenger RNA, 331 nt
Organism: Saccostrea cuccullata (small rock oyster)
Lineage: Eukaryota; Metazoa; Mollusca; Bivalvia; Ostreida; Ostreidae
Product: cytochrome c oxidase assembly factor 5-like
Exons: 3
Biological process (GO): mitochondrial respiratory chain complex IV assembly
Cellular component (GO): mitochondrion
Source: RefSeq, a predicted model, not a curated record